Anopheles gambiae (African malaria mosquito) is the source of this 1641-nucleotide messenger RNA. Its product is annotated as type-1 angiotensin II receptor-associated protein-like. Gene Ontology annotation, cellular component: plasma membrane. The record is from RefSeq and is a predicted model, not a curated record. Bases 691 to 1170 code for a protein of 159 amino acids. The transcript is spliced from 3 exons. Gene Ontology annotation, biological process: angiotensin-activated signaling pathway. Lineage: Eukaryota; Metazoa; Arthropoda; Insecta; Diptera; Culicidae.
ACUGACAGUUAGUUUUCCGCGUUUGGCGAACGCUUCAAGUUCUCGAAGGAAAAUUUCCAUUUUAAAUCACGGGCAGUGUCCUAACAAACUAAAAUAUUCACCCAAAUUGAUCUCCACCAAAUAUUAACCAUGCAAAACGUAAACAAUCCAUCAAUACAUAUACAAGCGGAAAACCAUCUGUCAAAAUCGGAGCCCAGGGGGGGGAUCGCCAAAAGCGCUAUAACUACACCUCAUUAUACAUUCCACCUUGAACUUGACCUGAUAUCUUUACGGUCCUUGAGCUAGUUCCCAAAUACAUCCCCGGACCAUCCCCACGAUCGCGCUGACAGUUCCCCUGUUCGGCGAGAGAUGUAAACAAAAGAACCAGUUUUUUUUGAAAAUUACCAAAAUAAGAGCUAUUUCUGGUUGUGUGCUUGGUGGUUAAAUUUGAUACCCACUCGGAAGGAGAUCAAGAAACCGCAGGAAGCCCACAAAGUGCCAUCGGCGGUGUUGCAUUGUGUGCAGCGGUGUGAGCGUCCGUUUAGGAGUCACUCGCCCGGAGGCAUCAGUCGGCCGGGAAGCUGAGGGAAGCCAUUCUGGUUAGAACGCAAAAAGUAAGCCGAGGAGAAAGGGAGAUAACCGAGCGGACUCGCUCAUUUGCCCGUUGAGUCACAGCAGGUCCCGGCCCAGGGUCGGCUUGCCCAGUAAGUGAUGGAUAUUCAGCGAGCGAUGAAUUCGAUGCACACCCGCCUGAAGCUGAUAGCAUUCGUGCACUUCAUCCUGAUCGUUCUGGCCCUCGGCAGUGCCUGGCUACCGUCCGCCUAUCUGUUCUACAACCUGCUCUACCUGGUGGCACUGUUCUGGGCGAUACAUUGCCGCGAAUCGAUCGAUGCGGUUCAAAUCUGUGCCGUCAUCAAUGGGUUUAGCUUUUUCUUCGAUCUGAUGGGCAUCAUCUCAUACUUCCCGUCGCACGGUAUCUUUUCCGCGGUGUUUGCCAUCUUGAAUCUCGUGCUGCGACCGUUCAGCCUACUGCUGCUGCAGCGCGAACUGUCCGACCGCGGCGGGAGCUUCGAGUUCGGGCAGGGCGGCACGGGCGGUGUCGGCGAACGUCCGACCAGCUACGAGGAUAUCGAUGCACCGCACCAGCAAACGCCGUCGCACGGCCAGGUGAACGUGGGUAUAUUUAAGUGAAUCGCCUCGUUAUGAGCGCCCUUUCUCUUCCCCCCCCCCCCCCCAACGUAAUCGUGGCGAUCGUUGCGAUACCAUCCGCGCUAAACACAUGAAUCUCGUGGUGCAAUGUUAUCAUUGCCGCCUCUUGCUACUCCGUCGAAACGGUACGAAUAAUCAUUUUCAUCACCCACCCAAGCACCUGCUAGCGGAAGCGGAAUCUUUAGAAAUGGUAGCAUGCAGGUACGCGCCAUUUAGAGAAGCGAGGCUUUUGCCUUUUACUUUCUUGUUCGUGUUGCCUUUUUUACCAAAUGCGCACGAAGCCAUAAUCAUGUGAAGUAACGUAACAUCAUCCAGCUUGCAACAUAGUGAGUAGAACAUGGCUAUUAACAGGUUUUUGUUGAUUUUUUAAUGUAUGAUUUACUAUUUUCCCGUUAAAAUUUUAAUAAAAAAAUGUAAUACUGAUCGGAUUGAUCUAAAAAAACAUAACAAAAA